AUGGAAAGAGAAGCGCAGGGUGAGAACAGCUUACACACUAUAGCCAUCAUUCUGCUGUGCUGUGGGGCCGUCAAAAUGCUGCACCUACUGGGAGUCAUCACUGUGGAGGACAAAGCAGACGAUGAUUUGGAGAUGACCAUGGUCUGCCAUCGACCGGAGGGCCUCGACCAGCUAGAAGCUCAAACCAACUUCAGUAAACGAGAGCUUCAAGUGCUCUAUAGGGGCUUCAAGAAUGAGUGUCCAAGUGGCAUUGUAAACGAGGAAACCUUCAAGCAAAUAUACUCCCAGUUCUUCCCACAUGGAGACGCCAGCACCUACGCGCACUACCUGUUCAAUGCAUUUGACGCAGGACACACAGGAUCCAUAAAGUUUGAGGACUUUGUAACAGCUCUGUCCAUCCUGCUGAGAGGCUCCGUCACCGAGAAGCUCCAGUGGACCUUCAACCUCUACGAUAUCAACAGAGACGGCUACAUCAACAAAGAGGAGAUGACGGACAUCGUCAGAGCAAUAUAUGACAUGAUGGGGAAGUACACUUACCCUGUGUUGAAAACUGAUGCACCCAAACAGCAUGUGGAUGCCUUUUUUCAGAAAAUGGACAAAAACAGAGACGGUGUGGUCACUCUUGAUGAAUUCAUCCUUUCUUGUCAAGAGGACGAAAACAUCAUGAGGUCUCUACAGCUCUUUGAAAAUGUCAUCUAG
Stegastes partitus (bicolor damselfish) is the source of this 699-nucleotide messenger RNA. It is a transcript of the gene kcnip1a, whose product is annotated as Kv channel interacting protein 1 a. NCBI's taxonomy places the organism in Eukaryota, Metazoa, Chordata, Actinopteri, Pomacentridae. The coding region runs from base 1 to 699 and encodes 232 amino acids. The transcript has 8 exons. Gene Ontology annotation, biological process: regulation of potassium ion transmembrane transport. Gene Ontology annotation, molecular function: potassium channel regulator activity; transmembrane transporter binding; calcium ion binding. Gene Ontology annotation, cellular component: voltage-gated potassium channel complex. The record is from RefSeq and is a predicted model, not a curated record.